Fusarium fujikuroi IMI 58289 is the source of this 1419-nucleotide messenger RNA. RefSeq names its product related to fatty acid elongation protein. The record is from RefSeq and is a predicted model, not a curated record. The transcript has 2 exons. Gene Ontology annotation, cellular component: endoplasmic reticulum membrane. Gene Ontology annotation, biological process: very long-chain fatty acid biosynthetic process; fatty acid elongation, polyunsaturated fatty acid; fatty acid elongation, saturated fatty acid. Bases 1 to 1419 code for a protein of 472 amino acids. Gene Ontology annotation, molecular function: fatty acid elongase activity. NCBI's taxonomy places the organism in Eukaryota, Fungi, Ascomycota, Sordariomycetes, Hypocreales, Nectriaceae.
AUGGCUGAGCACUUCCAACUGCUGCGCUCGACGCCAGAUUCGAGCCUCUUCAGCUUCCCUCCCGCUAAUGCGCCAGCCCCCAUUGCGCCCGUCGAGGUUCCAACAUCAAUCCUACGGCCAUUCAAUAUUCCCGAGCAUAUAUUUACCGGUGGUCUCGAUGCCAAGGUCCCCCUGACCAUCGCUAUUCUAUACGCCGUGACUGUUAAGAGUCUCAACAUCUACAACAAGUCCAACGGCAAGAAGCCAUGGGCUAUCAGCAAGACUCGUCCUUUCUUUGCCUUCGUUGUUCUUCACAACGUCUUCCUCUGUGUCUACUCUGCUUGGACAUUUUGGGGCAUGCUUGCUGGUAUGAAGAGGAGCAUUGUCAACCCCACUGGUCCCCAGGGUCUUGCUGGUACGGCUGAUAGUUUCUGUCGUCUCCAUGGGUCCUCUGGUCUCGGAAACUCCGUCUACUACAACGAAACCACAAGCUCAUUUGUGUCUUCUGCCGAGAAUGCUGCUAUCGUUGAUGGUUUGCCCAGUGGAACUGUUGGGGGUCGUCUAUGGAACGAGGGGCUGGCUUACUAUGGCUGGAUCUUUUAUCUCAGCAAGUUCUAUGAAGUCCUCGAUACAUUCAUCAUUCUAGCCAAGGGCAAACUUAGCUCUACUCUCCAGACAUAUCAUCACGCUGGAGCCAUGCUUUGCAUGUGGGCUGGUAUGCGUUACAUGUCUGCACCCAUCUGGCAGUUUGUCCUCAUCAACUCUUUCAUCCACUCCCUCAUGUAUUUCUACUACACCCUGACUGCCUUCAACAUCCGCGUCCCUACUCCCGUCAAGCGGACACUUACCUCGAUGCAAAUCACACAAUUCCUUGUUGGCGCAAGUAACACUGUGGCUCAUUCUUUUAUCUCUUACAAGGUUCCGGUCACCGUAAUUCAGAAACUCUCCGCUCCAGUCGGCGCUACCACAGCUGCUCCUGACGCCAGUCAAGAGACCGUUGUUGACGGCGCGGUCGAGUCCCUCAAGAAGUUCAUUUGGGGUGCUGGUGAGGGUGCCGACCCUAUUGCCUCACAGGCUGUCAGUGCCGAGGCCUUCACUGCGGAGACGCAAUACAUUACUCAGCCAUGUAUUAUGACCACUGGCGAGACAUUUGCUAUAUGGCUCAAUGUGUUGUACCUCGCUCCUUUGACUUACCUUUUCGUUAGCUUCUUCAUUGCCAGCUAUGUCAAGCGAAGCAACGCUGCCAGCAAGACCUCUCACAAGGGAGCUCACGAUGUCAACGCAAAUAUUGCCCUCGCCGAGAAGGCUGGCUGGGAUGCCGCCAAGGGCAUCGAGAAGGAAAUUUACGAUGGUGCCAACAUGGCUAAUGGCUCCUCGGACGAGGCCUCACGCUCUUCUACACCCAAGAAGGCCAAUGGCAAGCCACGACGAAAGGCUUAA